Phoenix dactylifera (date palm) is the source of this 2568-nucleotide messenger RNA. The record is from RefSeq and is a predicted model, not a curated record. Lineage: Eukaryota; Viridiplantae; Streptophyta; Magnoliopsida; Arecales; Arecaceae.
GCAAGAAUAAAAUAAAUUAAUUCAAUGAUACCGAUGUUUGCAUGAACAAGUUGAGGAUAAGGUUCUUUUUCUUGUUGAUUACGCUGCCUCGUCCUCCGUCCACGGUAAAAGACGAGGAGAUCAGCAAUAGGAUGAAGCCAGGACGAGAUAUUUUUUCCUCAAACACUGGUCACUUGCCCAUUUGUCAUAUUGCAUGGUGAAAUGGUAGUCUCGGCUCGCGAUCUCAUGUUUCACCGCUAGAGACCGACGGCAGCGACGGGGAGAUCGGAAUAGAAAGGGAAAGGUGUAAUAAAAAUAAAAAGCACAUGCGGGCCACGAGCGGUGGUUGACCGGGGCGGGGGAGGGGAUGGCAAUUUUCGUGCGUCGGGGGAGGGCGGCGUGGUUUUUGGGAACCCAAAUGAGUCACAAGCCCAAGGAAGCCGCACAGGGGGGUACUACCUGUAUUCCAGCCUAUUAAACACCCACCUCCCUCCCAGCUUUGAGAGCGAGAAAGAGAGAGUGUGUGAGGGUUUGUUUUGUUGGGUGGCGAGAACACAGAGAGAGAAGGGAUUGAUGGUUUCUUCAGCGGCCUCCUUCUAUGGCAUCGGCACCUAUGCGGCUGGAAUUGCUGGUAACCUCUUUGCAUUUGUGUUGUUUGUCUCACCGAUACCCACGUUCAAAAGAAUUGUCAGAAACAAAUCAAUAGAGCAAUUCUCGGGGUUACCCUAUGUGUACUCCCUCUUGAACUGCUUGAUCUGCAUGUGGUAUGGUCUUCCCUGUGUGUCCUAUGGUGUAAUCUUGGUUGCUACAGUCAAUUCCAUCGGCGCUGCUUUUCAGCUGGUCUAUGUGACCCUCUUCAUUAUAUAUGCAGAUACUACAAGAAGGAUGAAAAUGUCUGGAUUGCUGAUAGCAGUUUUCUGUGUUUUUUCUCUCAUCAUAUAUGUCAGCCUUGAGUUGUUCGAUCACCAAGCACGGCAAACUCUUGUUGGAUAUCUAAGUGUUGCUUCCCUCAUUUCCAUGUUUGCGUCACCUUUAUUUAUCAUUCAUUUGGUAAUACAGACAAGGAGUGUCGAAUUCAUGCCUUUCUACCUAUCCCUUGCAACCUUUUUGAUGAGUGUAUCAUUUUUUGCAUAUGGGAUGCUGUUGCAUGACUUUUUCAUAUAUAUUCCAAAUGGGAUUGGAACAGUCUUGGGGGUCAUACAAUUGCUGGUAUAUGCAUACUAUAGCAGGAAAUCAAGAGAAGAGUCUAGGUUGCCAUUGCUAAGGUUCUCAACUAGAGCUAUCUUAAAAGCUUCAUCUUCUCUGUAUGCCCCUUUGAGGUGGCAGUCUAUCACUUCAUUCCAGUGGAUCAUGGAGCAUCAACUGUUCCAGCUGCAUCCAACAAGAAACUGUAAGUGCCAGAACCAAAUGCCUCAAGAUGUGAAGUUUGUGCCAUAUCCAUUCUCCAUGCUCCCACAUGCUACUCUUCGAUAUCUUUUCAUUAAUAUAAUUCUAAGUGCUUUUGGAGGAGAAAGGUUUGUAGCUCUAGAUGUGACAUUCGAUUGAUUAUAAACUUGCUGCACUUUAAAAAAGGUGGGCUUGUCUGCUUUUUACCUAAAUCUCAUUAGGAGAAUCCAAAGUAAUACCUUCUCCUUGUCUCCACCAACAUUAUCUGUAAUGGUCUUAACAGAUAAUGUCAUAUUUCCAUAUCAGAUCUUUAAUCCCCAUUUGUAAUGAAAACAGUCUUACUUGGAUUUAGAAUGAGGCUAUAAGCUUGAAGACACUAAUUGCUUCUCCACUUUAUGAAUUCUUCUGGUACUGUGCUUUAUGAAUCAUUCUCCACUGAUUACUUCCUUUUAUGGCUAUGUCCACUGCUUUUGCAUGUUCUUCCAAAUCAUUUCUAAAUACUCUCUGUUAUAGCUCUUUCGUUUCUCGUUCUUGAACUUUCAACACAUAAUCUGGCCUCUCUCCUUGUUGGUUCCUCCUCUGCUUGUCAGACUGUUGAUGCAGUCAUAUAAAAUGUCGUCACAUAGUCUAGCCUCUCUCCUUGUUAGUUCCUUCUCUGCUUGUCAGACUGCUGAUGCAGUCAGAUAUCCUUGGUUAAUUUGUUAACCACUUUAUUCUCAGCUGUUGCAACUUGCACAUUGAUUCCUGUACUCCCCAGUUUUAUCAUACAUCCACCUCAACUCUUUUUUUGCCUCGACCACUUGUGUGCUUAGAUCUUCUUUAUUUCCCAAUGUUCUAAACAAAUAAUGUUCAAGGGUUAUUGUUUAUCUUUAAGCUUAUUCCUGAAACCUGGAAGGCAUGUAUGAAUCAAACAGAAAACUAAAAAAGUGCUUCUCUGGUUCAACAGCCUUUUAUCCGCCUAAAAGCCAUAUUCUAUAUAUCUCUCCAUCUAUGACUUAAAGUAUGUUUAUGUAGCCUAUGCCAAGCAGCGACUACCAUAUUACAUGUUCCAUGCUGUUCUGCAUUGAUAUUCAGGAAUCGCAUAGGAGAAAUCGCAAGCAUGUCAGAAGGAUUACUUGACAGACAAAAAUAUGCACCUUAUUCAAUUUCUUUUCAUCCCUUACAUCAUUAUAUUGUUUACAAUAGACAUUUUCUUUUUAUAUG